Messenger RNA from Toxorhynchites rutilus septentrionalis, 4238 nucleotides. Its product is annotated as dipeptidyl peptidase 4. The transcript has 17 exons. Gene Ontology annotation, molecular function: dipeptidyl-peptidase activity; serine-type peptidase activity. Gene Ontology annotation, biological process: proteolysis. The record is from RefSeq and is a predicted model, not a curated record. The coding region runs from base 534 to 3101 and encodes 855 amino acids. Lineage: Eukaryota; Metazoa; Arthropoda; Insecta; Diptera; Culicidae.
GAACCUCACAGAACUUGAACCUUGUUUAUUUCGAUAAUUUUGACACUAAAUAAGUUCACGAAGCUCUCUAAGCAUUGUCAAUAUCCGAUGUCAGUUCAGAUUUUCGCCGCAAAUGGUAGAAAAAUACUUUAUUUCCUGUUAAUUCCAGUUUGACAAUAUAUAAUAUAUAGUUAAUAAUCAGGUACUCGUCGUGACACUGUUGAUUGUGGAAGAAAAGUGAAUUUUUAACUCGUUACAUUGGAUAUAUAUCUAGAAAUAAUAAGUUAUAUGUAUGUAAAUUAUACCUUGUUCAAGUGAAAAAUGCGGUAACCCCGGAGAAAAAGAAAGAUAAAACAUUGUAGUUGAGCUAUCGUUCUAUCCCAUUGAAGUGAUUGAUUGGAUGUCUCGACCAUUUGUCACAUGUGAAUGCUUCGUGUACAAAAGUUAAAUGCCAUCGAUCAGAGAUUGUACGUCAUCGCGAAGGUUAAAUCAUUUUAACAACAUAAUCGUGGCGGCGUAUAAUCAGGGUAGCUACUGUACCUCCGAAAUCUGUAAUGCACGCAAAUGUGCAUACAGACCGAGCCGGGGGUGGUGGUGGAUCUUGGAGACUACCUCCAGAUGAAACAUUGCAGGUGGCUGAUCCAAAGCAGAAAGAAGAACAAGAUCUUUUUGCUCCAGAAGGACACAACUGGAAAAGCAUAGUUUUUUCCUUAUUAGUUAUUGGAUUCGUUAUAUCUGGAAUCAUCACGGCUAUUUAUUUAUUGGGCUAUGUUGAUGAGCUGUUAUAUUGGUCUGGUAGACGGAUGAAACUUCACGAAUUUUUGCAGAAAGAUGUAAUACCGCAAAGACUUCCUUCAACGUGGAUAAAUAGCAAACAAUUUGUUUUUCAAUCCGAUGAUGGAGGACUUGCUGUACUGGACACUGCCACAAAUUUUGUGUCAACAUUGGUGACAAAUCAUACGUUGCGCCAGAUCAACGUCAAGGGUUAUCAAUGUUCCUACAACCUGCGAUAUGUACUUUUCAAGCACAAUGUGAAACAGGUUUAUCGUCUAUCAUUCACGUCGUUGUACACGGUGUACGAUGUUGAAAACGAUCAUCACAUGCCUAUACGAUUAAAAGAUUCACCUAAAAUACAAAGAACCCGAUUACAAUAUGUUUCAUGGAUUGGUAACACCACUGCGAUAGCAAUAGUAGCCGAUAAUGACAUUUACAUUAGACAAUCACCGUCAGAUGAAGAGGAUCAUAGAUUAACCUUUACUGGACAAGAAAAUACUAUUUAUAAUGGUGUACCUGAUUGGUUGUAUCAAGAGGAAAUUUUUACGACGCUCGAAGCUAUGUGGUUUUCGGAAGAUGGCACACAUAUGAUGUAUGCCUCGUUUAAUGACACACGUGUUGGUCAUAUGACAUUUCCGUGGUUCGCGUCUAACACCAUAUUAGCCGCUGGUCGAGGAGAUAGUAGAACGCCUUUUCCUAUUUCUAAGCAAAUACGAUAUCCUACUGCGGGUUCUAUCAUCCCGGAUGUAACAUUAUGGGUUGUGGAUAUAAGUAAUAUAAGUAACAUAAGAACAUCGGAGCUUGUAAGGCCGGCUGCAUUGGAAGGACAAGAUCAUUAUUUUUUGUCUGCAAGUUGGGUAGGUGCCCCGAAUAGCCAAAUUUCGACUGUUUGGAUAACCCGAUCACAGAACCUAUCCUUUGUAGCAACGUGUUAUAGUCCAUCAUGGAAAUGUUUAGAGCACCAUUCUGAAAGAGCACCCGAGAACGAAUGGUUGGAUAUAUUACCUCAUCCUAUUUUUGCUCCAGAUGGGGACAGCUUUCUCAUGAUGGCUGGCAUUCAGGAAACAGGCACUGAACAUUUCACGCAUAUAAAGCACGUAACAAUAACACAACAACGAAUAGCUGUGAUAUCACAUGGACGCUAUGAGGUGGUUAGAAUACUGGCAUGGGAUACCUAUAAUCAUUUGGUAUAUUACCUCGGUACUCAUGAAAAACGACCAGGACAACAACAUUUAUAUGUUGUGAAAGAUCCUGUUUAUGAUGAACUGAAAAGAUCAGAACCAAGUUGUAUUACUUGUGACCUCAGUGAAGUAUUGUGGAGCAGUCGGUAUUACUAUAGCAAUUGUACGCAUUUCGAUGCUUAUAUGAGUCCGCCUCCUCAUAUGGCGUCGAUUUCUGGUAUUACGCAUUACGUUCUAGAAUGCAAAGGCCCUGGACUUCCACUCGCUGUUGUUCAUUCGACAUUCAAUCAUAGACUAGUAAAAGUACUCUUCGACACUAGACCCGUAUAUACAUCAAAACUACAAGAACUUGCACUUCCAACGCAACGAUCAUUUGAAAUUCCCCUACCACAUGGUACUCGAGCAGCGGUUCAACUUUUACUACCUCCAAGCUGGCGAGAAGAGCUUCGGGAUGCGGCAUUUCCAGUUCUGGUUGAAGUAAACGGUCGACCUGGAUCUACAGCUGUAUCUGAAGAAUUCAAAAUCGACUGGGGUACGUAUAUGUCCAGUCACAAUGAUGUGGUUUACGUGAGGCUGGAUGUGAGAGGUGCUAGAGGACAAGGUAAAAAAGCUCUCUAUCGACAUAUCGGAGGAGUUGAAGUCCAAGAUCAAAUUGCUGUUUUAAGGCAUCUAUUAGAUACUCUUAAAUUCCUGGACGAAAAUCGAGUUGGAGUUUGGGGAUGGGGGUACGGAGGUUAUGUUACUGCAAUGAUUCUUGGAUCGCAGCAAACUGUUUUCAAAUGUGGUAUCUCAGUUUCACCCAUCACAGACUGGCUAUAUUAUAAUUCCGUAUUCACCGAGAGGAUAUUGGGAGUGCCAACCGAGAAUUAUAAAGCGUAUGUUGAAGCUGAUGCGACACAAAAAGGGAAACAGAUUCCAUCCAAUUCUUAUUUGUUGCUUCAUGGGUUAGCAGAUGUUUCAGCGCCGUAUCAACAUGGAAUUCAAUUAGCUAGAUCGUUAUCAGAAUCUGGAAUAAUAUACCGAUAUCAAAGUUAUGCUGAUGAAGGCCAUGAGUUAACUGGAGUGCUCGAACAUGUUUACAAAACAAUGGAAGAUUUUCUCAAAAUAUGUUUAUCGUUAGAUUCGGAUGAAGAGAAACCUAGAGAGACACAUGUACCAAACGAGUAGCAAACUGUUACUAAGCAGCCACAUAUUGAGUGUAAGUUGUUCAAUAGACAAGAAUGUUACGUUAUGUCGGAGUUUGUAAAUAUGAUUAAAUACAUAUCAAGCUGUGAGAACAUCGAAAGAAAACGAUCAAUUCUAAUAUAAAACUUUAUGAUAUAUCAUGAUAAUUAUUUGAUACUGCUAAUUUGCUUCGUUCUAUUGAGUGUUAGUUUCUAGACAGCAAAACAAUAAAAGGAAACAUUACCUCAUAUUUUUCGCUGAAUUCAAAUAAAUGACUCAUUAUUGUUUUGUAGAUUUGUAGAAAAAAAUGUUUUUAUUUUUUUAUUCAUUUUCAUAUCCUCUUCGAAUUAGAUAUCAAUACGUUGAGUGGCACAAACAUCUAAUUUGAUUUGAAAUGGCGUUCAAUGUAACAUUCGCAUAAAACAAAUGUGUACUAUCUAAACAUAGAACAGAACGAAGAAAAUAUCUUAAAUCAAAAUAAAUGAGAAUCAAAUAAUCAUGUGAAAUCGCAGUUCAUAGGUACAUGUAGGUGUGAUUGUGAAUAAUCUAAUACAAUGUAACUACGUGAAUGCAUGGUUUAUUGAGUAUUUCAAAAUUCGGCUUCCCUAAACAUGGACUGAACAUCUAUUUUUGAUGAAUGAUGAAGGUUCAUUGUGUCUCAGAAAGAGGAGAAUACUAACGAAGUAUUUGGUGAUUAUUUAUAGCAUUCGCAGAAAACAAUAAGGUUGUUAAGUAAUUAAAUCUCAUAUAUUUCAAUAAUGUGGAGUAACAUAGAGAAAGCUAUUGCGUACUUCAAUUCAGCGAAAAAAAUCGUUAUUACCAGCUGUGUUAGUUGAUUAUAUACUAACAAUAGCUUCAAUUUUGUAGGACAUUAGAUAUGUAUAGACGAGUGAUACGUUUCCAGUAAAAAUGAAUAUAAACAUUCAUUAUCCGAUACGAUGUAGUAGUAAAAAUCUUCAUAAAGCUAGAGUGAAAGCUUUUCGAUAAGCUCUUGCCUUAUAUGUACAUAUAAAAGAACGUUUUAGCAUUAGAUCAAUAGGUUAGCAUUAACGAAAUUUGUUUAUUCUUCCUCGUUCUCUAAAUGAUUGUAAUAAAUUUAUUUUUAAUGUAUAAACUAGAACAAAAAUUGAAUUUAAUAAA